CGGUGAGCCCCACGGAGGAACGGGCUACCCAAACUCGCCGGAUUCCUACCUGUCCCGGCCAACCCACCUCGCCGAACCACUCCACCAACCACGAACCUGAAACCCUAGCCACGCCCAUGAGCGACGACGCGACCGCCGCCGCGCCCUCUUCGCCGUCGACCUCCCCUUCCCCAUCCUCUGCUUCCUCAUCAGGCGCCUCCCCGUCGCCUUCCUCCCCGCGCACCAAGCGCCGCCGCACCGACCGGUACGCUCUCGGUUUCGAGUUCGCCCCGCGACUCGCGCCCUACGAACUCCCUGAGGAACCGCUCCCCGACAAGCACAAGCGCUCCUGGCCCAACUGGACGGAGCGCUCCACCUUGGCUCUCCUCGACGCCUGGGGCGACAGCUUCGUCCGCGCGGGGCGCAGCAUCAUCCGCGCCGACGAGUGGCUCGAGGUCGCCCGCCUCGUGUGCGCCGCCGUGGGCCGUCCCGCGGGGUAUUUCUCUGAUGCGCAGUGCCGCAACCGAGUGGACACGCUUAGGAAGAAGUUUAAGAAGGAGAGGGAGAGAGCGCGCCGUGCCGCGCGCCGCUCCGGUCCCUCCCCUUCCAAAUGGGUUUAUUACGACAAGAUGGUGGCAAUUCUGUGCCCGACCCCGCCUCCGCUGCCGACCCUGCCUCCGCCUGCCCGUCCCCCUCCGCUGCCUCUCCAGUUGCUGCCUCUGGUCGCAAAGCGCCGCCGCGACAGGCAGCCAGCGCGGCGCUUUCAGUGGGGGAUGAAAGCUCCUGAGCGUCUUCUUGGUGGUGCCGGAGACGUCGUAGGUCCCAGGGUUUCAGGGUCAGGUGCGAAGUUGGGUGAACUUGGACCGCAGAAAAAUAGUGCUGUUCAAGGGAAGCGGAAUGGUUUCAUGGCCCUCACAGAGUCAAUUCAGAAGUUUGAGGAGGCUUUUGCGAGGAUGGAGAGUAGCAAGAGGCAGCACAUGGUGAAGGUGGAGCAAAUGAGGAGGGAUUUGCAAAGGGACCUAGAUGCAAAGUGGAGGGAGAUAUUGGAGAAGGCGCAAGCGGAGAUUGGUCGCCUUAGUAAUGAGGAUGGGGAUGAACAUGAUGUGGACGAAGAUGGGGAUGUUGGCGAUGGUAAGAGAUUGGAGGGUGGUGAUGAGCAAAACAAUGGUGCUAUGGAUGCUUCUCCUUAGCAUAUAGCCUAGAUGCUUACAAAAUGAGGAACAAAAUUGGGGUUAUCAUGUCGAUAGAUGAAUCCACAUGAUAGACAUGUGGUUAUGAUUAACUCCGUAGCUGCUGAUAUUAGUAUUAUUGUAUAAUUCUCAUAUGUGUUUCUUUUUUUUUACUCCGCAAUGCUAAGCAAAAGAUUACUGCUAUUUUGGUUACUGUACAUAGCUAUUUGCUUACCGACGUGUGUUUUCAAGAUAAUAAUAUCAUUUGGUCGCUCUU
Messenger RNA from Zea mays, 1425 nucleotides. RefSeq lists its product as uncharacterized. Gene Ontology annotation, cellular component: nucleus. Gene Ontology annotation, molecular function: transcription cis-regulatory region binding. NCBI's taxonomy places the organism in Eukaryota, Viridiplantae, Streptophyta, Magnoliopsida, Poales, Poaceae. The record is from RefSeq and is marked provisional.